This is a messenger RNA of Cajanus cajan (pigeon pea), 2685 nucleotides long. RefSeq lists its product as uncharacterized. NCBI's taxonomy places the organism in Eukaryota, Viridiplantae, Streptophyta, Magnoliopsida, Fabales, Fabaceae. The record is from RefSeq and is a predicted model, not a curated record.
UUUUUUUGUUGCAGAGAAAUGGUGAUGUGCUGUGUUUGGUUUUCGUUGGAGUGUCUGUAACCGUCUUUUGUUUCGAUUUUGGAUUUCAGUAUUAUCGCGUUUUCUGCUGCAACUUAACUUCUGUUAAAGCGUUAAUGCAAUUGCCAUAUAUAUAUAUGUGUUUAUGUGUUUAUAGUGAACUGAACAUUUUCAAAAUCUAACGUUGUUAUCGAUUCAUGGCUUCCUUUGCCAAAGUUCUUAAAAUUUCCAUAGUUCAGACUCACGUUGUUUUUGUCGAGGAUAGGAGUCAAGCAUGGGUUUCAAUGUCACUGGGUAAUCCUAUUCGUGCGCUUGGAGAAUCUAUCUCGUUUGGGAGGUUUAUGUCAGAAGAACUGGAUUGGGAGAAAUGGUCAACAUUCACGCACAAUCGCUAUGUUGAAGAAGCCGAAAAAUAUUCGAAGCCGGGUUCUGUUGCGGCGAAGAAAGCCUAUUUUGAGGCUCGUUACAAAAGAAAAGCUGCGGAGAGAGCAGCUGCAUGGGUCCAAGAAGCAAAUGCUCUGGCUAAUGGAACUACUGAGUCAUCCAUUGACACGAGUUGUAUAGUGGAAAAUGAAGAGCAUGAUAAAGAAAUUGUUGAUUACCAUGUUGUCGAAUGUGUUGUUGAUAGAGACCAACAAAAAUGUGAUGCCGGACAGAGUGAUUUAUGCGUUUCCAAUACCAAUGACGUGGUUGCGAAUGAAGAACAGGAUAAGGAAACUGUUAAUUACCGUGUUGUUGAAUGUGUAGUUAAUAAAGACCAACAUGAAUGUGAUGCUGGACAAAGUGAUUUAGGCAUUUUGAAUGUGGAAGAAGCAGAGGAUUCGCGGCAUCCUCGCAUUGAUAUAUAUCUUAAUGUGGAAAGUUGCACACUUGAUGAUGAUUCUAAUUCUAGCCAGUUUCAUCAUGUUGAAGAUAAAAAGAAUAUUGUUGUCCCUGUGGAAGUUUUGGCUUUGUCUGUCAAGGGAAGAGAAGCAAAUUCUUCUCCAGAAUUAUCAACCGAAACUGUGUCUCAAGAAAAUUCUCCUUCUCUUGAUGAAAGGAAGGAUGCUGCAGCUGUGCCAACCCCCCAAAGUGGAAUAAACAAUGGUUCUAAAGGCAAGAAGUCUGUUAGUGGAGACUCAGUUGAGAAGAAGAAUUUAACUGCACGGUCGACACGUGAAACACGCAAAAGAGUGGCAGUGGCUUUACAGUCCAGAAAUGGCUUAAACAAUUUUUCAACAAGUAAGAAGUCUGUUGGAGGCUUGAAUGAGAAGAAAAAAAUAACUGCACCAUCAUCUGGUACUGGUAUAACAAGCAAAACUGUUACUGCAGCUACUAAACCCUCUGCAAAAAGUAUGAAGUCUGUUGGACACUCAGUGGAGAAGAGACCAACUACAAGGUCACUCCACAUGUCAAUCAGUCUGCCUUCUGGUGCAGGUGAAACAAGUAAAACAGCUUCAAUGUUGGAACAGAACAGAGUAAAAAGACUUCAUUCUAAUUUUCCCAAAACUAAGGCUUCUCAUGGUUUGCUAAAUCAAGAUCCAGUAAAUCACCCUUCUCAAAGACCGCUUAAUAAGUCUGUAUCUGGAGGUGUUACAGCAAAUGCAAAGCCUUCCUCAUCCUCAAACACCAUAAAAAACAUUCCCCAAUCAGCUACCGUAUCUUCACCUUUUAGAUUCAGAAGUGAAGAAAGAGCAGUUAAACGCAAAGAGUUCUUGCAGAGAAUGGAUGAAACUAAAUCCAAGGACGAAGAGAAAGUUAAAUUGCAAAGGACUCUCAAGGGUAAAACAGAGCAUGAUCACAAGAAGUUGCGGCAGAGCAGCGGCUCUAUAUCCAAACUAAAUGAGGACAAGCAAAGUGGAUCACACUCACCAAGUAAUCAGAUUAGAAAGAGUUCACUUGCACUGCCCCGGUCACCAAAACUUGGGAAGAAAGCAAGUUCUAGCAUAGUCCAAGGCAAAAGCUUAGGAAAUUCAUGGAAGCCUCCUAUCAGAACCAACAAUUCCAAACGUACUACAGAAAAAAUUAACCGAACAACAAGGCAAUCAGUAACUUCAAUAUCAAAUACCACCAGAGAAAAUGCUUCACCAAAUAUUCAGCUUUAAAAACAAGAAAAAAGGAGUACCUGAUCCUGUGAUUUGAAGACAAACUUGUGAAAAAGAUUGAAACCACUUGGAAAGAUAAUACUUUGCUUAUAGUUUAAUUUUAGGAGGACGAUUAGGAGAGUUUAUGUCCCCGAUUUGUUUUCACAAUUCGAAGGAAAAUUUUGUAGUCUUUUUUUUUAUAGUUAUAUCCAGGCUUCAAAAAAAUUGACCUAGGACCAUAUCAUUGUUAAAAAGUAAGUUUGUAAUUAGAAAAAUAGGUUUAGGCUAUAUACUUUGGACGAAAAGGUAAAUACCAAAUAGGACUUGUAUCACCUUUAGUCAUCAUUUUGCAUGAAUAGACUUUAACUUUGUGAUUCGCCACUUUGUUACGAGCCAUUCAAAUAUUAAGCGUUGAGGACUUUUCAGUGAGCGUGUCUGAAGAAUUUUACCGUACAUAAAAGAGUGCGGUUCAUGGAUGUGCGGUGUUCCCUUUUUCUCUUUGUUGUCCACAUAGACCAAAAGGUACUUCCUACCUAAAAGGAAAGAGGUCUUCAUUCUUAUAAACUUCAGAAAAUAAUGGUUCAAACGUAGAACAUUUAGUACA